Molecule: messenger RNA, 519 nt
Organism: Chlorella variabilis
Lineage: Eukaryota; Viridiplantae; Chlorophyta; Trebouxiophyceae; Chlorellales; Chlorellaceae
Exons: 4
Biological process (GO): thylakoid membrane organization
Cellular component (GO): chloroplast thylakoid membrane
Molecular function (GO): serine-type endopeptidase activity
Source: RefSeq, a predicted model, not a curated record
AAGAGCGACGUGGAGACGGUCGCCAUCGCGGUGGCUGUGUCAUAUGCCAUCCGCCUUGUGAUUGCAGAGCCGCGCUUUAUCCCCUCGCUCUCCAUGUUUCCCACCUUUGACGUCGGCGACCGCCUGGUGGCCGAGAAGCUGACCUUUCGCUUCUCCAGGCCACCCAGCACCGGUGACAUUGUGAUCUUCCGCCCUGCUCGUGGCGUGGGGCGCGAUGCCAGCUGGCUGGAUGACAACGUCUUCAUUAAGCGCAUCGUCGCCGUAGCAGGCGGGUGGCGGUUGGUGGAGGUGCGUGGUGGCAAGCUGAUUGUGAAUGGGAUGGCGCGGGAGGAGCCAUACAUCAACGAACCACCCAAGUACCAGCUGCAGCGGCUGGUGGUUCCCGAGGGUUUUGUGUUUGUGAUGGGGGACAAUCGCAAUAACAGCUAUGACAGCCACAUCUGGGGCCCGCUGCCUGUGGAGAACAUCAUCGGCCGCGCCUGUUGGAAGUACUGGCCGCCGCAGAAGUGGGGCGGGCUG